Molecule: messenger RNA, 240 nt
Organism: Eubalaena glacialis (North Atlantic right whale)
Lineage: Eukaryota; Metazoa; Chordata; Mammalia; Artiodactyla; Balaenidae
Gene: HIGD1C
Product: HIG1 hypoxia inducible domain family member 1C
Exons: 3
Coding region: 1-240 (79 amino acids)
Biological process (GO): mitochondrial respirasome assembly
Cellular component (GO): mitochondrion
Source: RefSeq, a predicted model, not a curated record
AUGUCUUCAGAUAACCAGCGGUCAGCAGAUGAGGACGAAGGCCAGUUAUCCCGACUGAUCAGGAAAUCUAGAGAUUCCCCCUUUGUCCCUGUAGGGAUAGCAGGCUUUACGACUGUGGGGUCCUAUGGUCUUUACAAGUUAAAAUACAGAAGAGAUCAGAAAAUGUCCAUUCAUCUUAUUCACAUGAGAGUUGCUGCCCAAGGAUUUGUUGUAAGAGCUGUGACUCUAGGUGGUCUCUAG